CUUACACAGGUGGUUUUCGCUGUGAAAUCAUUGGAACCAGAAUCGCUUUUAUUACGAACUGCUCUUUAGUAUUAUUUUAUCAAUUUGUAAUAAAAUCAACACACAAGACCAGAAACUCCUUCCAACAUGACGGAUGGAAUGCUCUCUCUGUCUUGGAACAACCACAGCACUACUUUCUGCCACAUGCUUUCAGCCCUAAGACACAAGGACAGAUACACAGAUGCAACAUUGGCCUGUGAAGGCAAGUUCUACCCUGUGCACAAGCUUGUUCUCUCCACGUGCAGUCAGUAUUUUGAGGAGAUGUUUGACCACACACUCGGAAAGCACCCCAUCGUCCUGCUGCAAGAUGUCAAAUGCGAUGAAUUAGAGGCACUGUUGAGUUACAUGUAUAUUGGUGUUGUGAGCGUUGCACAGAAGGAUCUCUCUCGUUUGAUCAAGGUAGCUGAGCUGUUACAGAUUAAAGGCUUGGCUGUGCCGGAUGAAGUACAGGGAGACAAGAACACACAUUCUACUAGUAGAAAUGCCAGGCGAAGCCCCCAGUCAAGAGAGUCUGUUGAUCCUACCGAUGACAGAGCUAGUCCACACCCAAAGAGAAAGAAGCAGGAUGACACUAGCUCACCAUCGCCCAGGGAACUCUUUGAAAACCACAGUGCACAUUCACCCAGGUUAUCCUCAUAUUCCAAAGACGGUGAAGAAAAUUUAGAUUUUAAUACAUCAGAAGGUAGAUCUAGAAGAGAGUUGUAUCUAGAGCCAGUUAGAGGCAGUGAAUCUGAGGCAGAACCUCUCCAUCACAGGGAACCUACGGCCAGUAAUUCCUUGCCCGAAGAGCCAAACAUGCUUUCAGGUGUGAAGUUACGAGAACAGUCAGCUGCAGGGAAUCCCUCAAAGGAUACAAGUGAAGAGGCUAUAGUCAUUAAAGAGGAAGUGUGGGAAGAUCCCGAACUAAGUCACAAUAACUCUAUAGACCCAAGUGUCACUUAUAGCACAGCCUCAGACAGUGCUGACCCAGACAGUCACGAUGGAGUUCAGGAGGAGCACACAGGCACGUCUAAGGAGUUCAGUCAUCCAGGUGUUCCAGCGCAGGUGUCUCAGGAACUACCAGAGGUGGUUGUCGAGGCAUUGGCAGGACCUUCAGGCAUGCAGGAGUGGCUUGGCAGUAAUGACUUUGCAGCUGGCUUAGCCUCAGUCGAGAACUUCAGCAUAAACGGAAGCCCACCUCUGCCAGAGCAUCCACAGGCACUGCAGAUGGCAGGGGAGGAGAGUCAGAAGGGUGAAAAGGGAGCCACAGGAGCCAAGACAGGCAUCAUAUCCAACAGCAAGUUCCACCAGUGCCCCUACUGUGCUUACGACACACCCAGGAAAGACCACCUGGUCAUGCACAUUCGUACCCACACAGGGGAAAAGCCCUAUUCCUGCCCAUACUGUCCCUCACGAUUUGUUCAGAAAGGGACUCUCAGUAACCAUAUCCGCACUCACACUGGGGAAAAGCCCUUCUCGUGUCCACACUGCUCCCAGUGCUUUGCGCGGAACAGUCACCUCUGGAGUCACGUGUCAACUCGCCAUAAAGGAAGACUUUCGACUGCUACUUGAAUAAGGAUUAGUUUUGCCAUCAGUUAAGGUUGUUCCAUGAUGUGCUUAGUUACAAAUGAGAAAGUUCUUACAUCAAUAUACUGGUUUUGUGUUAUUGAUAAUGUUAUAGGUAUUCAGAAUUGGAAAUGUAGAAAUCAUGCUGGAUUUAAAAGGAGAAAGAUAAUAUAAUGAUGAUAUUAGAAUAUAAUGAAGUAGAUACUAUAUAAAAGAAAGUACUACAAUGGUAAGAAAAAAACUAAUAUAGUAUAUUUAUUGAUAAUAGGCAGUUCUUUAAAUUGAAAUAUGGGAAGUGAUAGGAAAAUGUUAUCUUAUGUCUUUUUUCUUUGGUGCUUCUGAAAGUUAAUUUUAUACAUUUUACAUAUCCAAAGGAUGUUGGAAUUAAUCUUUUCCACACAGUGUUGUGUGUGUCUUUCUUUUUUUAAGAGGUCAUGUCCUGGGUUAAUAGGAUUAUAAUAUGGUUAAGAAAAGAAUUUAUAUGAUGAAACAUAUCAGAACACAUUUAUGCAGCUUUAGUUUUAUAAACUUUUUGUUUCCUGAUGCUCUAGAAAAUUUUGGAGAAUGUAAUCCUGCUGUACACAGGAGUGUCUGCUGAGGAGGAAGAAAAUGACUAUCAUUAUGAUGUGAGGCCAGUCAGAUUUCAGUUAUAGUCACUAAUAGUAGCUUUGAGAUUGGCAUUUACUUAGACUUAGGUCAGUGCAUACAUACGAUGUUGCAAGUAACAUUCAUACAUGAAUAAUUGCUUUAAUGUGCAUUGCAGAUUCAUAGGCCUUUU
Molecule: messenger RNA, 2362 nt
Organism: Penaeus indicus
Lineage: Eukaryota; Metazoa; Arthropoda; Malacostraca; Decapoda; Penaeidae
Product: zinc finger and BTB domain-containing protein 20-like
Exons: 6
Coding region: 127-1590 (487 amino acids)
Biological process (GO): regulation of transcription by RNA polymerase II
Cellular component (GO): nucleus
Molecular function (GO): protein binding
Source: RefSeq, a predicted model, not a curated record